Molecule: messenger RNA, 411 nt
Organism: Laccaria bicolor S238N-H82
Lineage: Eukaryota; Fungi; Basidiomycota; Agaricomycetes; Agaricales; Hydnangiaceae
Exons: 6
Coding region: 1-411 (136 amino acids)
Source: RefSeq, a predicted model, not a curated record
AUGAGCAAACACCAGAACGGUCUCUUUUUCGAUCUGUCGCAUGAAAAGGCCGAGGAGGAGGACUGGACACGUUCCGUGGCAUCAAGGUUAAGGGGCGGAAAUUUUGGUUGGAUCGGAUGGAGAGGCGAGAAUACUAUCCCUACCCGGAUCCGCAAGUUGUCUGUUCUUCCGCAGCCGGCUGUCCCUAUUAUCACCUUCAAUGACAGCCUGAAAGUCUUCAUGGACAAAUUUUCAAUCUGGCAGCAAUUUGUGCGAUAUAAAGGACGAACGCGACUGGAUGCAGAUAUUCUGCAAAGACGAGUUUCAUGUGCCACCCUCUGGUGCAAAGUCUUCGCGCAACCCUUGUCAGACCCCACAUCGUCCCCAGCCACUAAACGAUCCACCUCUGCUGAAACGGCUGAGCCUCCCUAA